CUAUGGUAGCACCAUUUCUCCUGUAUGCAAAGUGUAGAUGAGCGGUGGCUACGAAUUGAUCCAAAGUGUGGUAUUUCCUUGUUCGUUUGCUAAAUUCUAAGUAAAAAAGUCCGAAUUUUGUCCCCGACCUUCUCUUAAACAAUGGCUGAUCCUAAGAAUCCCGAUGAUCUAGCUACUGCCAUCCUCAAGAAGAAGGAUCGUCCAAACCGUCUUAUUGUCGAGGAGGCCGUAAACGAUGACAACUCUGUUGUGUCGUUAUCACAGGCGAAAAUGGACGAACUGCAACUAUUCCGUGGAGACACAGUUCUGCUUAAGGGGAAGAGACGAAAAGAAACUGUUUGCAUUGUUCUUUCUGAUGAAAAUUGUCCAGAUGAGAAGAUUCGCAUGAACCGCGUGGUAAGAAACAAUUUGUGUGUUCAUAUAUCGGAUGUUGUAGCUAUACAGUCUUGCCCGGACGUAAUGUACGGGAAGCGUGUUCGAAUUCUUCCUAUCGACGACACUGUCGAAGAUUUGACUGGUAAUUUAUUCGAAGUAUAUCUGAAACCGUAUUUCUUGGAGGCUUAUCGUCCUAUUCACAUGGGUGAUAACUUCAUCGUUCGCGGAGCUAUGCGAGCGAUUGAAUUCAAAGUUGUCCUAACUGAACCAGAGCCGUAUUGCAUUGUAGCCCCUGAUACAGUAAUAUUUUGCGAUGGAGAUCCGAUCAAACGGGAGGAAGAAGAAGAAUCACUAAAUGCUGUAGGCUACGACGACAUUGGUGGCUGCAGGAAACAGUUGGCUCAAAUUAAGGAAAUGGUUGAGUUGCCCCUCAGACAUCCAUCUUUGUUUAAAGCCAUUGGAGUUAAGCCGCCACGCGGUAUCUUGAUGUACGGUCCACCAGGUACUGGCAAAACGUUGAUUGCCCGCGCCGUAGCCAACGAAACUGGUGCAUUCUUCUUCCUGAUCAACGGUCCUGAAAUCAUGUCGAAAUUGGCUGGCGAGUCGGAAUCGAAUUUGAGAAAAGCGUUUGAGGAGGCAGAAAAAAACGCACCUGCAAUUAUUUUCAUCGACGAAAUUGACGCAAUUGCCCCGAAACGAGAGAAAACCCAUGGUGAAGUCGAAAGGCGCAUAGUUUCACAGCUUUUAACGUUGAUGGAUGGAAUGAAGAAAAGUUCACAUUUGAUCGUUAUGGCGGCUACAAACCGACCAAACUCAAUCGAUCCUGCUCUGCGUCGCUUUGGCCGUUUUGAUCGCGAAAUCGACAUCGGAAUUCCGGAUGCUACAGGGCGUCUUGAAGUGCUCCGCAUUCAUACAAAGAAUAUGCGUCUGGCCGAUGAUGUCGAUCUUGAACAAAUCGCAGCUGAAACACACGGUCAUGUGGGCGCUGAUUUGGCGUCACUGUGCUCUGAAGCGGCCUUACAACAAAUUCGUGAGAAGAUGGAUCUAAUCGAUCUGGAAGAUGACAAGAUUGAUGCAGAGGUUCUGAAUUCAUUAGCUGUAACAAUGGAUAACUUCAGAUACGCUAUGACGAAAUCAACUCCUUCGGCUCUCAGGGAAACUGUGGUCGAGGUACCAAGUGUUACUUGGACUGAUAUUGGUGGUCUUGAAAAUGUCAAGAAAGAACUGCAAGAAUUGGUACAGUACCCGGUCGAACAUCCAGACAAAUUUUUGAAAUUUGGCAUGCAGCCCAGUCGAGGAGUCCUAUUUUAUGGUCCCCCUGGCUGCGGUAAGACACUGCUGGCUAAGGCGAUAGCCAAUGAAUGCCAAGCAAAUUUCAUUUCGGUCAAAGGUCCGGAACUUUUGACUAUGUGGUUUGGUGAAUCGGAAGCUAAUGUUCGAGAUAUCUUCGAUAAGGCCCGAUCAGCUUCUCCUUGCGUACUGUUUUUCGACGAAUUGGAUAGUAUCGCAAAGUCACGUGGUGGUAAUGUGGGUGAUGCUGGUGGCGCAGCAGACAGAGUUAUCAAUCAGAUCCUCACCGAAAUGGAUGGAAUGGGUGCGAAGAAGAACGUUUUUAUCAUAGGGGCAACAAAUCGACCAGAUAUCAUUGAUCCGGCUAUAUUGCGUCCUGGCCGUUUAGAUCAACUUAUCUACAUCCCACUUCCUGAUGAGAAAUCACGCGAAGCAAUUUUGAAAGCCAAUCUACGAAAAUCACCAUUAGCUAAGGAUGUCGACUUGAACUUCAUUGCUAAAGUAACACAAGGAUUUUCGGGUGCCGACUUGACGGAAAUUUGCCAACGAGCGUGCAAAUUGGCUAUCAGACAAGCCAUUGAAGUGGAAAUAAGGCGGGAGAAGGAACGCGCAGAGAAGCAAAAUGCCGCAAUGGAUAUGGAUGAAGACGAUCCAGUUCCAGACAUAACCCGCGCUCACUUCGAAGAGGCAAUGAAGUUCGCUCGACGGUCAGUGUCCGAUAAUGACAUUCGCAAAUAUGAGAUGUUUGCCCAAACAUUACAACAGUCACGCGGCUUCGGUUCAAACUUCAGGUUCCCAACAAACGCUGGAUCGUCGUCUCAGGGAUCAGGAUCCAAUCAACCAUCCAAUCCGCCUGGUGAUAAUGGUGACGAUGAUCUCUACAGUUAGAUACCUAAUUAAAUGAGAAAUAAGUAUGAAUAAACCCAAAAAGAAACGACUAUUCUACUAGUGAAGCAUAAGUUAAAAUAAAAAGAAACGACUACAAAACAUGAAUAAGAAAUUCUGGGGAAAGACCAUUUGUAAUGCAAUUGCACGAAAUUAACAUCCCACAAAAGUUAGACGGUUUUACGAAAACAGGAAUGCAAUUGCACACAUAAUAUUUUAUAUUUUCUGAAGGAAAAACUAAGAAAAUCAUCAACAUAAAAUUAGUUUGGUAUUUUGCGAUUGGGUUAUUAAAUUAUAAUUUUUUUAUUCCACAUUUCUGUCUUAUCUCGAAAUGAAAUUCUUUUUCUUGCAUAGAUUAGAUUUUUUUCUAUAGAUUAUGGAAUUACAUCAUACAAAUAAAAUGAGCGUAUGCUUUACAAAC
This is a messenger RNA of Hermetia illucens (black soldier fly), 2971 nucleotides long. RefSeq names its product transitional endoplasmic reticulum ATPase TER94 (gene TER94). The transcript has 7 exons. Bases 142 to 2553 code for a protein of 803 amino acids. Gene Ontology annotation, cellular component: VCP-NPL4-UFD1 AAA ATPase complex; nucleus; cytosol. Gene Ontology annotation, molecular function: ATP binding; ATP hydrolysis activity; polyubiquitin modification-dependent protein binding. The record is from RefSeq and is a predicted model, not a curated record. Gene Ontology annotation, biological process: autophagosome maturation; retrograde protein transport, ER to cytosol; mitotic spindle disassembly. Lineage: Eukaryota; Metazoa; Arthropoda; Insecta; Diptera; Stratiomyidae.